Setaria italica (foxtail millet) is the source of this 2789-nucleotide messenger RNA. Its product is annotated as DDB1- and CUL4-associated factor 8. Bases 833 to 2395 code for a protein of 520 amino acids. Gene Ontology annotation, cellular component: Cul4-RING E3 ubiquitin ligase complex; cytoplasm. Gene Ontology annotation, molecular function: protein binding. Lineage: Eukaryota; Viridiplantae; Streptophyta; Magnoliopsida; Poales; Poaceae. The transcript has 5 exons. The record is from RefSeq and is a predicted model, not a curated record.
AAUCCACACCCGGCCAUGGAGCCGCCGGUGCUGGAGCUCACGCCGCCCUCCUCCAUCCUCCUCCUUCCGCACCUGCGCCAUGGACCACCGGCGCUCGAGCUCACGCCGAUCUCCUCUACCUCCGCGCCGCGCGCCCCACCCUGUCCCCAUCCCCCUAUCCUUCCACCUCCAAUCGAGCUCCUCACUGCGGCGGGAGGCAGCGAGCUCGAGCGGGCCUGGAAUGGGGCGGCAAUACCUUCGGCGAACCCUCGCAGCCCCAACAAUACCCGCGCCGCCGCUGCCGCCACCAGCCUACACCACCUCCUCCACCGCGCCGCCGGCCUCACCGCCGCGAGUCCGCUUUCCUCCUCCGCUACCUCCCGGGCACCCACGCCUACCCCCACCUGGGCCGCCUCCUCCAGGAACCCGCCGGCCUCCGCCUCCCAGGGGUGAAAUCAAGGCCGCCAGGCCUGGCGCCCGACCCGAAGGGGCUUCUCUCCAUGGACCCCGGCGAGCCGUCCCGCCUCCUCGAGUUCCUGCGCGAGCUCCGGUGCCGGAAGGGGGUCAAAGAGCAUGUCCUCGCCCACGGCGAGCUCCGCGCCGCCGUCGCCGCUUGGCGGCGGGUGGAGCUUCUGCACGCGCGGGCUCACCCGUCACGACGCCCUGCGGGUGAUGGAUGGGUAGAGGGGAAGAAAGGUAGGAGGAAGAAGAUGGAUGGGUAGGGGAGGCCCACACGUCAGUCAGAUUAAGAAAUAGAUGUAGUGGGGGUAUUUUGGACUAUACCUAAAUACGGUGGCCUGCAAGUGGACCCGAGAGCAUCAAAGACGUACAAAAUAGCACGGUAAGAAUUGUAAUGGCAUAUUUACGAAUAGCUGAAUUGUAUUUCUCCAAACUCGCAAAGUUGAAGUGGCAUAUAUCCCACGCAAAAUCCCCCUUCUUCCGCACUCGCUUCUCGGCUUUUCGCAUUCAACCGCUCACCAUGGCCGCCGCCGUCGAAGCCGCUGGAGGCCGGAAGGCCAGCUGCUUCUUUGAGGUCGGCCGGCGCGAUAUCGGCUCCUCCUUCCCCCGCGCCUCCUCCCGCCGAAUCAGCGGCUCCGAGUAUAUAGUGAUGCGGAUGACUCAGUAUGGAAAAUUGCGUGGUCAUGAUGGCUGUGUUAAUACCGUGAGCUUUAACCCUGCUGGUGACCUUCUUGUGUCCGGUUCAGAUGACACGAACAUCAUACUAUGGGACUGGUUUGCUAAAACUAAAAGGCUUGUUUACCCGUCUGGACACCAAGAAAAUGUUUUCCAUGCUCGUGUGAUGCCGUUUACUGAUGAUAGCACCAUUGUAACUGUUGCUGCUGAUGGCCAGGUAAGAGUCGGGCGACUGAAGGAGGGCGGCGAAGUCACAACCAAACUAGUUGGGGAACACGAUUCCCGGGUGCAUAAGGUGGCUAUCGAACCAGGAAGCCCUUACAUCUUUUACAGUUGUGGAGAGGAUGGCUUGGUACAGCAUUUUGACUUAAGAAGCGAUUCAGCAACAAAGCUGUUCACCUGCUAUUCUUUCUUGAAUGACAGACGUCGUGUAAGACUGAAUAGCAUUGCCAUUGACCCGCAGAACCCUUACUAUUUUUCAAUUGGUGGUUCUGAUGAGUAUGUACGGUUGUAUGACAUGAGGAGAUUCCAGUUGGAUGAUUCAAGAAACAUAAACCAGCCUGUAGAUACCUUCUGCCCUAAGCACCUUAUUAAAGGUGGGAAGGUCCACAUCACCGGUAUUGCAUAUUCGUAUGCAAGGGAGAUACUUGUAUCCUACAAUGAUGAGGUUGUCUAUUUGUUCCAAAACAAUAUGGGUCUUGGUCCAAAUCCUGUAACAGCACAGCCUGAGUUUUUCGACCAGCUUGAUCAGCCACAAGCAUACUCAGGUCACAGGAAUUACCGAACUGUUAAGGGAGUCAGUUUCUUCGGACCAAACGAUGAAUAUGUUGUGAGUGGAUCAGAUUGCGGGAAUGUAUUCAUAUGGAGGAAGAAGGGAGGUGAAUUGAUGAGGAUGAUGAAUGGUGACAAAAGUGUAGUUAACUGCAUUGAACCCCACCCGCAUUUUCCUUUCAUGGCUACUAGUGGGAUUGACAAAACUGUCAAGCUUUGGACACCCACAGCAAAGAAAGUGAUGUCACUACCUAAGAAUGCAAAGGAAAUAAUAGCCUCUAAUGAACGGGGGAGAGAGGUUGACGCUUCACGAGCUGAGGUGACACUUUCAUCUGAUGUCAUCAUGCAUGUGCUGAGGUUGCAUAGGAGACAGUCUGAACUGCAUAGGGAGAAUGAACCUGCUGCUGGGGAUUUCGCCAGUGAUGAUGACGAGGCUUUCUACAUUGGAUUUGGCAAUGCAGAAAGGGACCAAGGGGAAAACUCUGACCCCAGGGAAUGCAUAGUGACAUAACGAAAGCAGGUGAAUUUUUAUCUUUGCAACCUGGCCCUGGUUUCAUGUUGGAGCAAACUUCAUAAGUUUUAGAUUCAAUUUCACAUACCAAGGUAUGAUGCGGGAUGUGCCUCCUACAAUGCACCCAGAGGAAUAUAGAUCAUGAUACUUAGUGGAGAAGCUCAAUAGGUAGCGCGGCAGUGUCCUCCUCGUGUGUUCUGUUGUAGUUUUACACAAUAGACCCAAUCUCCGAAUUGCGUACAUGUAGUCUAGUAACAUAAAUUGUGCUCGCAGCAUGUGUAAUUAUGAACUGUAUCUUGGCUCAUGGAGUCUGAAUUGUUGUUUUGCCCGUGCAAUAUGUACAUAGGCUUUCCUUGGUGUGGAAAUAUUGAGAAAAUCGAUAUUUUAGUUGUUU